AUGGACAAAGACAACUUGCUUAAGUCUUUAGCGGGAACGUUAGAUUCGGACUUUCAAGUCAGGAAACAAAGUGAACAAGAAUUGCAUGUUUUUGAAGUUCAACCUGGGUUUACUGCGUACUUACUUGACUUGAUCAUGGAAGAGGAUGUUCCACUUGGAAUUCAAAUAAGUGCCGCAAUUUUCUUCAAAAAUAGAGUUGUCAACUAUUGGUUGAUUUCUGAAAACAAGGCUGCAACACCAUUGAAUAUCCAGGAUAAUGAAAAACCGAUCAUCAAAGAGAAAUUGGUUCAAACAUUGGUUAAAAAGCACAAGAAUAACCAGUUAAAAUUACAAUUAGCUACUGCUAUGCAUAACAUUUUGAACUCUGAAAAAUGGGAGGAGUUGAUACCUGUGAUUAAGAAGUUGAUUAGUGAUUUUGAUAAUCUUGACCAUAUAUACACGGGGUUGAUAUGCUUAUAUGAAUACACUAAGAAUUACAGAUGGGCAGGUUUGGAGACCUCGAGCUCGACUAAUCCAGUGUUAGAAGAAAUCACCACCGAAAUGUUUCCUAUUUUAGAGAAUUUGGUUACGAAUUUAUUGAAUAAUGAUUCUCAGGUUACCGAUGAAAUGUUGUACAUGAUCAUUAAAAUAUUUAAGUUCACAACCUUCUCAUCAUUACCAAGUUACUUCCAAGAUCAAUCAAAAUUAGGAAAUUGGUGCCACUUGCAAAUUCUUAUCAUAAACAAGCCAUUACCGGCAUCAGUUAUGGAAGAGGAUUCUAUUGAAAUGAGAACUUCCAAUCCUAGAACCAAGACUGUUAAAUGGUGUUUUGGUAACUUGCAUAGAUUAUUGACCCGUCACGGGGGUGGUUUCAGUACAAAGGAUAAGGCUAAUAAUGAGUUUGCAAAAUCAUUCUUGGAGAAUUUUGUUCCAGAGAUUUUGAGUGCUUACUGGACGAUUAUCGAGAAUUGGUCCGUUAAGAAAGUUUGGUUAUCCGAAGGAUCUUUAUAUCAUAUGAUCUCAUUCUUGGAGCAGUUGAUUGAGACACCAGCUUGGGCUUUAAUUUCUGACAAAUUGGACGCUAUCAUUCUUCAUGUCAUCUUGCCUACUUUAAAUGCUAACGAAGAAACUAUAGAGUUAUACGAGGAUGAACCGGAUGAAUAUAUCAGAAGAUUCUUUGAUAUCAACAGAGAAAGCAACACUGCGGAUGUAGCAUCUAUCAACUUUAUUUUUAGGUUGUCUACCAAAAAGUUUAAAUCUACUAUCAACCAAGUCUUAGGAAUAGUUAAUAGUAUCUUCAGUAGAAGAAAUGAAAAUCGCCAAGAUAUUGCGACAGCAAUGGAAACUGAGGGUGCUUUACGUGUGUUGUCAACAUUAUCAUAUAAAUUAGAUAAGAAGUCGUCACCGGUUCAAGGCCAAUUGGAUCAAUUGUUACAUACAUUUAUCUAUCCUGAAUUAUCAGAUGAAACAGUUUCUAAAACUCCUUGGUUGACCGCAAGGGCAUGUGACACUUUGGCUAUGUUUGUUUACAAAUACCAAGAUCAACAAGUCUUACAAGAUAUAUUUCAAGCUGUUGUUAAGUGUUUCCAAAACCAAGAACAAUUUCCAGUCCAGCUUACCGCAGUUGAUGCGUUACGUACGUUAGUGGAUGAAGAAUUAGUAGCUGAACAUAUUUCUGGACAGGCUCCGCAAUUGAUGGGUACAUUAUUGGAUAUGUCAAAAAAGUUUGAAUCAGAUAUUUUAACCAGUGUUAUGGAUUCAUUCGUUGAAAAAUUUGCUAAGAACUUAGAGCCAUAUGCUCACGAAUUAUCUUCAAAAUUGGUUGAGCAGUUCCUUAGAUUAGCCUCUGAGUUGUUGGACCAACAGACUAGUAGUACCAGUAAUAAUAUUGACCUUGACAAAGAAUAUCAAGCAUCUGGUAUUUUAAAUACUUUAACUACCUUGGUUAUUGCUAUGAAUUCUUCUCCAAACGUUGCAGCUUCCAUGGAGAGUGUUAUACAAGAUAUGGUUAAGUUUAUUCUUGAAAAUGCUAUGGUUGCCUUCUUAGGUGAAGCCAUUGAAAUUCUCGAAUCUAUUUUGUUCAGUACCCAACAUGUUUCACCUACUUUGUGGAACUUAUUCCAAUCUUGUAUUGAUUCUUUCGAUACUUAUGCAUUGGAAUAUUUUGAUACAUUUCAACCAUUUUUUGAAAGUGUUAUCAACCACGGUUUCAGCCAAAGUGAAGUUACAAUUGAAACACCAUAUGUACAAUCAUUACUUAAUGUCUGCUUCAAUAUUCUUAGCAGCGAUUCAUUGGAUCCAAUUUUCGCAGACUGUGCAUUUGAAUUAAUUGAGUUAACCAUAUUAAGUAUGAACACCAGAUUUAUUUCAUUCUUGCCAAGAUUCUUGCCAGAAAUCUUUAAUGUCUUCACCAAUUUGGAAUCUCAAGAUGCAUUUGAUGGUUAUAUGUUACAUCACUUGUCAGUAUUGAAGAUAUUCUUCGGAUGUCUUUACAUUGACCCAUCUACGACUUUCAAAUUCUUAAACGAGAAACAAUUUACUGGUGGAUUUUUCCAAUUAUGGAUUAAGUAUUCUGGUGAUUUCCAAAGUGUUUACGGUUGUAAGAUUCAAAUCUUAUGUUGCUUGUCUAUAUUAUGUGAUGCUGAUUUAUCUUUGAUUCCACAACCAGAAACUAUUCUGGAAGUAACAGAUUUGUUAAUUUCAAACUUGGAAGUUUUACCACACGCUAUCAAGGCCAGACAAGAUAUCCUCUCCGAAGACCGUGGUAUGAAGCAAUAUUCAGCCAACACAGGUGGUGAUGAUGAUGAAGAAGAUGAGUAUGAUGAUGCUUAUUUCGAAGGAGAUGAAUUCGAAGCAGACGAAGCAGAAUUAGAAGCUAUGAAACAAACUCCUAUUGAUAAUAUCAAUGUAUUUGAAGUAUUUGCAAAUAAGGUUAUGUCUUUACAACAGCAAGAUUCGGGUAAAUAUUCAGGUAUUUUUGGUGGCUUAGAUUCUAGCCAGCAAGAUACGGUUGCUAAGAUUAUACAAAUUAAUCAGCAACAACAAGAGCAACAGAAUAAGUAA
Messenger RNA from Debaryomyces hansenii CBS767, 3042 nucleotides. RefSeq lists its product as uncharacterized. The record is from RefSeq and is a predicted model, not a curated record. Gene Ontology annotation, cellular component: nuclear envelope; cytosol. Gene Ontology annotation, molecular function: small GTPase binding. NCBI's taxonomy places the organism in Eukaryota, Fungi, Ascomycota, Pichiomycetes, Serinales, Debaryomycetaceae. Gene Ontology annotation, biological process: protein import into nucleus. Bases 1 to 3042 code for a protein of 1013 amino acids. The transcript has a single exon.